Molecule: messenger RNA, 8272 nt
Organism: Sardina pilchardus (European sardine)
Lineage: Eukaryota; Metazoa; Chordata; Actinopteri; Clupeiformes; Clupeidae
Gene: dock4b
Product: dedicator of cytokinesis 4b
Exons: 52
Coding region: 139-6114 (1991 amino acids)
Biological process (GO): small GTPase-mediated signal transduction; cell chemotaxis
Cellular component (GO): cytoplasm; plasma membrane
Molecular function (GO): guanyl-nucleotide exchange factor activity; small GTPase binding; GTPase activator activity
Source: RefSeq, a predicted model, not a curated record
UGCACUGUAGUUUGCCUCCUGCAAUCUGAACAAUGACUCCACGGCGGUGAUAGCGAGCCCAUAGAAUGCGUUACCCACUACUGGAUAUCUGUGUUUUCUUUCUGUUCCAACGUGGUGUUUAAUGUACAAAUCGUAAGCAUGUGGAUACCGACAGAACACGAGAAAUACGGCGUCGUGCUGGCCAGUUUCCGGGGGACAGUGCAGCACGGCCUGCCGCUGGAGAUCGGGGACACGGUUCAAAUCCUGGAGAAAUGUGAAGGCUGGUACAGAGGCUUCGUCCUCAAGAAUCCUAAUGCAAAGGGCAUUUUUCCGUGCAGCUACAUUCACUUGAAGAAUGCUCACAUCAAGAACAAAGGGCAGUUUGAGACGGUCAUCCCCACGGAGGACUCGGUCAUCACAGAGAUGACCUCCACACUCAGAGAGUGGGGAUCCAUGUGGAAACAGUUAUAUGUGAGGAACGAGGGGGAUCUGUUCCACCGGCUAUGGCACGUGAUGAAUGAGAUCCUGGACCUGAGGAGACAGGUGCUGGUGGGUCACCUGACCCACGACCGCAUGAGGGACGUCAAGCAGCACAUCACCGCGCGACUCGACUGGGGCAACGAGCAGCUGGGUUUGGACCUGGUGCCUAGACGGGAGUUCAGCAUGGUGGACCCAGACGAGAUCAGCGUCACGGAGCUCUACCGCCUGAUGGAGCAUAGGCACCGUAAGAAGGAGACUCCGGUCCCGGCGAGCACGCAUCACCUGUUUGUGCAGGUGAAGAGCUUGUUGAGCUCCAACCUGGGCGAGGAGCUCGACGUCUUCUUGUACAUCUACGACGGUCGCGAGAGCCGCCCCCUCAGUGAGCGUUUCUUUGUGAGGUUGAAUAAAAAUGGACUUCCCAAGUCUCCAGAGAGACAGUGCACCCUCUUUGUGGAUCUGGGAAGCAGUGAUCUGAGGAAGGACGUGUACAUAGUCGCCCACAUUAUAAGAAUAGGCCGUAUGGGAGCCGGAGAGAAGAAGAACCAGAGCACCGUCCAGUACCGCCGGCCGUUUGGCUGUGCUGUGGUCAGCAUCGCCGAUCUCCUCACGGCGGACUGCAAAGACGAUCACCAACUCAAAGUCUAUGCGUGCAACACAGAGAGUGAGUGGUACCAGAUCCACGACAACAUCAUCCGAAAGGUCAACUCCCGCUACAACCUGUCAGGCUCCAACACCGGCCUGUCGGUGUCGAUGCAGCUGCUGCACGGCGAUAUGGAGCAGCUGAGACGGGAGUACAUGGUGCUGUUCACCCGCGGCGUGUCCGUCACCAAGAAGCUCGGCUUCUCCGACAUCAUCAUGCCAGGUGAGAUGCGGAAUGACCUCUACGUCACCUUGGAGAGGGGCGAGUUUGAGAAGGGCGGCAAGAGUGUCGCCCGGAACGUUGAGAUCACCGUCUACGCCCUCGACAUCGACGGACAGAUUCUCAAGGGUCAGGUGGCGGCGGGUGCUGGGGAGCCUGGUGGGGACGAGUACCACUCGUUUGUGCUCUACCACAACAACAGCCCGCGCUGGAGCGAGCAGAUCAAGCUGCCCAUCCCCGUCGACAUGUUCCGGGGCUCACAUGUGCGCUUCGAGUUCAGACACUGCUCCACAAAGGACAAAGGAGAGAAGAAGCUCUUUGGCUUCUCAUACGUGCCACUCAUGCAGGAAGACGGCAGGACAUUACCCGACGGAACCCACGAGCUCAUCAUACAUAAGUGUGAGGACAGCAUGGUCCUGCAGGACCUCACACGCUACCUCAAGCUGCCUUUCUCCAAAGGCAACCUCCCCGGGAACAACCAGGCGGUGAAGGGCAGCAAGGAGUCUUUCUGGAUCACCUCGUUCCUCUGCUCCACCAAGCUCACCCAAAACGGAGACAUGCUUGACCUGCUGAAGUGGAGAGCCCAUCCGGAACGCAUCACUGACAGCCUGUCCAAGCUGAAGGAGAUCGAUGGCUCCGAGAUAGUCAAGUUUCUGCAGGACACACUUGACACUCUGUUUGGCAUUCUGGAUGAAAAUGCACAGAGAUACGGCCUGAAGGUGUUUGACUCCCUCGUGCACAUUAUAAACCUCCUUCAGGACAGCAAGUUCCAGCACUUCAAGCCUGUGAUGGACACUUACAUCGAGAGCCAUUUUGCCGGGGCCCUAUCAUACAGAGACCUCAUCAAGGUGCUGAAAUGGUAUGUGGACCGCAUCAUCGAUGCUGAACAUCAGGACCAUUUUCAGCAAGUCCUCAAGGCGACGGAGUACAUCUUCAAGUACAUCAUCCAGUCGCGGCGUCUCUUCUCCUUGGCGACGGGCGGCCAGAACGAGGACGAGUUCCGCUGCUGCAUGCGCGAGCUCUUCUACUCCAUACGCUUCUUCCUGUCCCAGGAGAGCAAGGGCUCCAUGCCCGUAGCACACACACAGGCGGUGUUCCUCCGAACGUUCCCGGCCGUGUAUGGCGAGCUGCUCAAGCUCUUCUCUGUGAGGGAGGUGGCCACGUUCGUGCACGACACCCUAGGGAGCCUGCCCACCACGCCCAACCCGGAGUGCCCCCUAGAGGCCAUCAAGCUGCAGUGCAUCGCCAGGACGGUGGAGAGUCAGCUCUAUACCAACCCUGAGUCGAGGUGUAUUCUGCUGCCCGUGGUGCUGAGGCUGCUUCAUGGCCACAUGCAGGAGCAGAGGGAGCUAGUCAUGUGCGCUAGCAUCCUCACUAGCAUGCUGUCGCUCAUCAAGAAGGAGGACACGGACGCAACUCUGUCUGAGGAGGUGGAUCUGAUCGUGGAGAAGCUGCUGGGGGUGCUCCUUACGACCAUCCUGGAGAUCACCAACCGACCCCAGCCCUCAGGAAACACACUCCGCCUGCAGUUCCAGGAUGUCACGGGGGAGUUUGUAGGGUGCCUCCUGGCCUUGCUGAGACAGAUGAGUGAUAAGCACUACCAGAAGCUGCUGCAACGCUUCACCAGCAAAGACGACCUGAGGGAUUUCCUGCUGCAGAUCUUCACAGUUUUCCGGAUCCUAAUCCGGCCGGAGAUGUUCCCAAAAGACUGGACGGUCAUGCGACUGGUCACCAACAAUGUUAUCAUCACCACAGUAUUAUACCUCUCCGACGCUUUGAGGAAGGACUUCCUAAACGAUAAGUUUGACUACAAGGUGUGGGACUCGUAUUUCUACCUGUCUGUCAUCUUCAUCAACCAGCCCUGUCUGCAACUGGAGACAUUCUCCCCCUCCAAGAGGAAGAAAGUGCUGGAAAAGUAUGGAGACAUGAGAGUGAUGAUGGGCUGUGAGAUCUUCAGCAUGUGGCAGAAUUUAGGGGAGCACAAGUUGAACUUCAUCCCGGCGAUGAUCGGUCCGUUCCUGGAGGUGACGCUGGUGCCCCAGCCGGACCUGCGGAACGUCAUGAUCCCCAUCUUCCACGACAUGAUGGACUGGGAGCAGCGCCGCAGCGGCAACUUCAAGCAGGUGGAGGCCAAGCUGAUUGACAAGUUGGACAGCCUGAUGUCGGAGGGCAAAGGGGACGAGACGUACCGCGAGCUCUUCAACAGCAUCCUCUUGAAGAAGAUCGAGAGGGAGACGUGGAGGGAGAGCGGCAUCUCUCUCAUCGCCACGGUGACCAGGCUCAUGGAGCGGCUGCUGGACUACAGGGACUGCAUGAAGCUUGGUGAAGUAGAUGGCAAGAAGAUUGGAUGCACUGUCAGCCUCCUGAACUUCUACAAGACGGAGCUUAACAAGGAGGAGAUGUACAUCCGGUACAUCCACAAGCUCUACGACCUGCACCUGAAGGCACAGAACUACACAGAGGCCUCCUAUACCCUGCUGCUGUAUGACGAGCUGCUGGAGUGGUCGGAGCGCCCCCUACGGGAAUUCCUCAACUACCCCAUGCAGUCGGAGUGGCAGCGCAAAGAGUACCUGCAUCUCACCAUCAUCGAGAACUUCGACAGGGGAAAGAGCUGGGAGAAUGGGAUCCUUUUAUGCAGAGAGCUUGCUGAUCAGUAUGAAACCUACUAUGACUACAGAAACCUGAGCAAAAUGAGGAUGAAGGAGGCCUCUCUGUAUGACAAGAUUAUGGACCAGCAGAGACUGGAGCCUGAGUUCUUCAGAGUGGGCUUCUAUGGGAAGAAGUUUCCCUUCUUUUUGAGGAAUAAGGAGUUUGUGUGCCGUGGCCAUGACUACGAGCGCCUGGAGGCAUUUCAGCAGCGCAUGCUCAACGAGUUCCCCCACGCCAUCGCCAUGCAGCACGCCAAUCAGCCCGACCAGACCAUCUAUCAGGCCGAGGCACAGUACCUGCAGAUCUACGCGGUCACCCCCAUCCCCGAGAGCCAGGACGUGCUGCAGAGGGACGGCGUCCCUGACAACAUCAAGAGCUUCUACAAGGUCAACCACAUCUGGAGGUUUCGCUACGACAGACCCUUCCACAAGGGCACCAAGGACAAGGAGAAUGAGUUCAAGAGUCUGUGGGUAGAGCGCACCACCCUGACCCUGGUCCAGAGCCUACCGGGCAUCUCGCGCUGGUUCGAGGUGGAGAAGAGAGAACUGGUGGAGGUGAGCCCACUGGAGAACGCCAUCGAGGUGAUCGAGAACAAGAACCUGCAGCUGCGGACGCUCAUCACCCAGUGCCAGACGCGACAGAUGCAGAACAUCAACCCGCUCACCAUGUGCCUCAACGGGGUCAUCGACGCUGCUGUCAACGGAGGCCUAGCACGCUACCAAGAGGCGUUCUUUGUGAAGGACUACAUUGUGAACCACCCAGAAGACGGUGAUAAGAUUGGGCGACUACGAGAGCUCAUGUUUGAACAGGCGCACAUCCUGGAGUUCGGCCUGGCCGUGCACGAGAAGUUCGUCCCCCAGGACAUGCGGCCGCUGCACAAGAAGCUGGUGGAUCAGUUCCACCUCAUGAAGUCCAGUCUGGGCAUCCAGGAGUUCCCGGCCUAUGUGCGCGCCAGUCCCAUCCAUUUCACCAACGGAAGCCCGCGCACCUGCAGUCGGAACUCCGCCCCCAACAUUAUGUGCCCAGAGGGGGGUCGAGUGGUGGCGCGACGCAGCCCUCUGACCUACCCGGCGGUGAACAGAUACUCGUCGUCCUCGCUGUCGUCUCAGGCCUCCAACGAGGUGAGCAACAUCACGGGCCAAUCGGAGAGCUCCGACGAAGUCUUCAACAUGCAGCCAAGUCCAUCUACCUCGAGCCUCAGCUCCAACCACUCUGCGUCUCCUAAUGUGACCAGCUCUGCUCCCUCCAGCGCUAGAGGUUCUCCUCAGCUGCCGGACAAACACAAGCACUCGCGGGAGAACGCCUGCCUGUCCCCACGGGACCGGCCCUGCAGUGCCAUCUACCCCAACCCCCUGGACCCCACACAGAGGAUGAACACACACCAAAUGGGGGAUUCCACGUUACCGCGCAGUGAACCCAACAUCUCUGCCCCUGACAAAGUGGUCAGGCCUGCUGCGAGUAGCUGGAGUCUCGACUGUGUUAAAGAGGCCAGCACACCACCGCAGCCAGCCUCUGACAGGUUCUUAUGUCCCCCUGUCCCUCCUAGGCCACCGUACUCAGUGGGGUCUCCUGCCAAGAACACUAGAUCGCAGUCCCCCAUCGCAACGUUGCGCUCUCCACAAAAGAACUCUGCGCCUCCCUUCACCCCCUCUCCCACUGAGUGCCAGCCGGCCGGGCUGGUGUCCAACUCGCCAGCGCUGUCCGGCAGCUACAGCAGCGGCAUCUCCUCCCUGAGCCGCUGCAGCGUCUCGGAAGCUUCCGGAACCGAAGGGCCCCCUACCGGACCGGGCUCGGGCUCGGGCUCGGGCUCGGGCCUGGGCCCCCCCGACGGAAACCCGCCGCCUCUGCCCCCCGGCACCCUGCUGCCGAACUCGGCGUCCGAGCGCGGCCUGGACGAGCUGGGCCCGCGGCGUGACAGCAAGACCCCGCCUCCUUACAGCGUCUUCGAGCGCUCCAACUCCAACUCCCGCCGGCCCGUGCCCCUCCCCCACAGCCUCUCCGUGCCCCCCCAGGUGGACCCGCCGGCGCUGCCCCCCAAGCCCCACCAGAUGCGCUGUGCCAAGCCGGACGUCGUCGACCCCCGACGGCCCCCUCCCAUCGAAACCCCCCGGCCCAGGGUCUUGCCCAGGAAGGUGUCUCAGCUCUAGGAGACUCUGGGAGCAAAGAAAAGAUUUAAAAAGAAAAAAAAAUAAACAAAAAUAGUUGCCAUUUUUUUGCACUUUCAAAAAGAAAAAUGAUUGAGAACUCUUUUAGAUUCACAUCUUUUAGAUCUCGAAACGUUUCCCCCCCCCCCCUCCCACCGAGAUCACCUGAUAAAACUGGACCCAUUGAGAAGUACACACAUUCAAGGAAACUAAACACAGCAAAAUCAUAGUGAUCAGGCUGCACAAUGCUGCACUUUUAGCUGUUGGACACCAAGUAACACCAAGCAAACGUUCAAACUGCAUCCAGUAUUUUUUUUUUUUUUUAAUUAGAGCAGUCAAGAACCAAGAAAAAUAAAUUGGCUUUUCAAGUAGGUGUUAAAAUCCCAAUGUGUGUACAUAUUAGUGAGUUUUCAGACAAAUGUUUUGCCUUAAGUGUCAGACGCAGUCCUUUGAUUGACCGAACAAUGCACGUCUCCGCGUCGGCUGUAGUUUUUGUCUGGUUUCUAAUGGUGCUAGCGGACAGUACUCUCGUAUUCAUUCCUGCACAGGAACACUUGCCUGACUUGAUAGUCCACUAAAGCUAUUUUAGGCCUCUCUUCUAUCCCUUAAGACUACAGUUUUUAUGAUCACAUCAGUAACACAGUGCGAUGGGGCUUUCAAAUUGGGAUUUUUUUUGCCACCACAACAAAAUGUCUUGCAACUUGGAGUAGGAACAAGGCCUCUUAACCCGUAAAAUUAUUUUUUCCCCAUCUCAAGUUUUGAGUAGCACGGCGGGGGCAAUCAUGCCUGUUCUCGUUUCUCUUCUAAUCACAGAAAAAUCUCCAGAACCCCCACCACUCUCCCCUCACACAUUAUGAAAGUCUGCCUCUUGCUUUAGUCGCAUGCUGUGGGACAUGGAAAUGGACUCGAUGGAAGAUCUGCUGGACUCUCGUGCCAAAGGAAUGGAACAUGCAGUGGUGGAACUGGUGAAGAUAAGGUGAACUGAAAGAAGCAGGUCUGUGUGUGUGUGUGUGUGUGCGUGUGUGCGUGUGUGUGUGUGUGUGCGUGCGCAUGUGUGUGCGCGUGCCCGUGCGUGUGUGUGUGUGGUAUAUAUGCAUAUGUGUGUGUUGGCACAUGCACUUGUGCAUUGAAGAGAGAGAAUGCAGACUUGUCCUUGGCCUUAGAGUAGCUGGAUAAGAAGCUGAUGACUAUUUGAUUUAUUUCUCAUUUUUUUAACGAUUCAACUAAUUUCAAUGUUGCUGUUAUUUUAUGAUACUUGGGAUCAAAAUGAGCACAAAUCGGAUAAUGGCUAUUACCCGUCUUGCCCCCUUUCAACUCUUCUCUUUCUUUUUAUCUAUCUCUCUCUUCUCUCUCUCCCUCUCUCUCUCUCCAUCUCUCUUCUCUCUCUCACUCUCUUACUCACACAGCUUUUAUGGGUGUACACUGUAACCAUUGCACAGCAUGUUUCACAGUACUUGCAGCCGUUAUGUUUUUAACCCACUGCCAGAACUCUAAAAACAGUGGGCUGCCACUCUGGCUGAUAAUAAUUCAUUCAGAACAUGAAUUCCUUAGCAGUGAUCCAGCUGUGCGUACGUUAAGUCUACUCUGGUCACUUCUGAUGUUUAGCUAAACAGUUCACCUCGUCAGUGUCAGUUGUUUUACAGUGUCCAUUAAAGUCCAUUACUUGGGGGCUCGUCUGGGAUUUCAUAUGUCAGUGUAAUUGCUGUUCUGUACAACUGUUCUGUACAUUUGUAGAGGAACAUACUGAUAACUAAACUCAAUUCCAUCAUUUUGUUUUGUUUGUUUGCAUUUUAAGAAAUUAACUGGAGUAUGAUUUCAAUGAGUAAUUUUUGUAUGGUAAUAUUUUUUUUUCCAAAUUUACAUUUGUUGUGAAUUUUUGGAUUAAAUAUUCACAUGAAAUCAGUACUUGAGAAAUUGUAAAUUAUAUAAUGAAGUCGUUGUAUGUAAGUAUGCCAAAUACUGUACCUUGUCUAUUAAAAGUAUUGUACAUAUUGUGUUUUUAACAAACUGUAGUUAUAACAAAUUUACAGCUUUGAAUGUGGAAACAGCAAAUUAUAAUUAUAAAUGUCAAAUAUUUAUGUUUUGUGAGUGUAGAGGAACAGAGGUAAUUCCAAUGUACACCUUACUCAUUUGCAUUCUAAAAUAACUACCCUGUGGAAUA